AUGCAUGCAUGAACUCAAUUGCUGUGGCAUUGGAGAGCUGCUAUUUAGAUUCAACCGAUUGCUUGAUGUUGAUCCAGGAGAACAGGGUGUAUAAAUGACCGACUUCAAGUGCAAGGAAUAGUUGAGCAUUGGAGCAAGGAAGAAUGGGAAGAUCUCCAUGCUGCGAUGGGAAUGAUCUCAAGAAGGGUUCCUGGACCUCUGAGGAGGACCAAAAGCUCAUCCAGUUCAUCCAGAACCAUGGCCAUGGAAGCUGGAAAACCCUCCCCAAACUAGCUGGACUCAAUAGAUGUUGCAAGAGCUGCAGGCUUCGAUGGACUAACUACUUACGACCAGAUAUCAAGAGAGGAAAGUUGUCCCCAGAAGAAGAGAACACCGUACUUCAUCUCCAUUCCAUCCAUGGCAACAGGUGGUCGACUAUCGCCGCGCACCUCCCGGGCCGCACUGACAAUGACAUAAAGAACUUUUGGAACUCCCUGAAGAAGAAGAAGAAGAAGCCGAUCUGUACGAGCACCGAUCCGAUGACCAACCGGACGAGCACAGAACUCUUUGCCAGCCUGCUACCACAUUUAGCUCUCGCAAGUCACAAAGAAAUCAUGGAAAGAUCAUCGUGGGACGACUAUGGAGGUCAUCUACAGGCAGAGGCUAUUAAGCUGGCUAAGCUACAGUUCCUGGAUUACCUUCUCCAGUCUGCAACACCAGUAGUAACUAGCGGUAGCAGCAAUAGCAUCAUCUUCUCCGAAAUGGAACCCAUGGAAUUGGCAAACACACCCAUGCCUUGGCCCGCUUCUCUCCCUUCUCCUUGCCCUUCACCGCUGUUUGGCUCCCCAGCUGUCCACCAGAACUUGCCUGGAACGUCACGCAGUUUCGAGCACCCGCUGAUCAAUGACAGGAAGGGAGAAGACAUGAUGACAUCCAUGGUUUCUUCACCAACUCUCCCCCCUCUUCACGAUGCCUCAUGGGGCAAUGAAGCUGUCUGUACCACUUGUAGUCACGGUGUAGCUCCUUCAAUUUGGCCUGAUGAUCCACUCUACGACUGA
Molecule: messenger RNA, 1037 nt
Organism: Musa acuminata subsp. malaccensis (wild Malaysian banana)
Lineage: Eukaryota; Viridiplantae; Streptophyta; Magnoliopsida; Zingiberales; Musaceae
Product: transcription factor MYB93-like
Source: RefSeq, a predicted model, not a curated record